Anopheles nili is the source of this 2274-nucleotide messenger RNA. RefSeq names its product protein FAM114A2. The record is from RefSeq and is a predicted model, not a curated record. The transcript has 2 exons. Lineage: Eukaryota; Metazoa; Arthropoda; Insecta; Diptera; Culicidae. The coding region runs from base 1 to 2208 and encodes 735 amino acids.
AUGUGCGAUUCUGAUAGCGAAGAAUUUGCGAGUGCUGAUGAGGACUUUGAGGAAAUUGAACCUGAUGAGCUGGAAGAAGUGCUGCAAAGCGUGAAGCCUUCAGAUGUGUCGUCGAAGAAAACUGUGCCAACGACGUCGCAAAAAUCUGACGUGGAACCAACAGAUGAUGCUCUCGGCGAUGCUAAUGUUGUAAAGGAAUUUAUUAAAGAUUCCGUUUCAGAAGAAGUUGAUGCAACUGUUGAUGCUACGUUUGAAAAAACCACAAAAAUGACGCGUGACGAUAUGGAAGAUUUAGAAGAAAAAAUCACAACCGAAACGCGAGCAGAGUAUUCAGUGCCAACACAAAGCAGUAAAAAAUAUACAGCAGAAACUAAUACAACUUGUGCGGUGGAUGUGCUCGAAAAUCCAACUACCGCAAUGAUAUCGGCAUAUUCUGGGAAUAAUUCAUUAUUAACGGAAUCAGAUUGUGGAUCGGAAAAAGAAACUCCAAUCAAGGGUCAAAAUAAUGUGAGCCCGUCUGUUACUAGUUUUGUUUCGACAACAUCACAACAUUCCGCUGAGAGUACGAGCGAACCCAAGAUACUAAUUUUAAAACCAGAAAAACCUCAAUUAUUCCGAGAUGAUUGCGAAAAACGAAACGUUGUCACUAAAAGUCAUGAAGAGCUUAUGAAAAAAGAACCCACGGAAGGCGCGGAGGAAGGUUGGGAUGAUUUCGAUGAUGAUUGGGGAGAUUUUACAGUCGACAGUGCGCGGGCUACUGAAAUAUCAGACAAAGGGGGAAAACAGAAAAUAGCGAACCCCAGUUCCAUAGAGAAGUCGUCAACAAGUGAAUCUGGCGUAAAAAAAGCUAGCUUUAGGGACGUAGAUAUUGAUGAUGUUGAAUCCAAGCUUCAAGAUUUUAUGAACCAUAAGGACGAUCCGCCAUUAUCUUCCGUUCUUGAUCGGUUGUCGCUAGGAGAAGAUACUAAAUCAACGGCUGGACAAUCGUGGGGCAAUUGGAAACCGUCAUGGGGUGGAGCAGCAGUCUCGUUUUUGUCUACGGCGUCAAAAUCGGUUGCAUCCAUAACAACCAAUAUCACCCAAGUGAUCGAGUCUGGAAUUGGAGUACCAAACCCGGAAGAACUAGCUCGACGUCAAGUCGAAGCGGAAGCAAAGCUUAAAGCCGAUAGAUAUGUUAGAGAAGAAGGCGAACCAUGCUCGGAUGGCAUAGAUGGUAAUGAUGCGGGCCGAAAAUUGGCAUCAGAUCGUUUUGGUUUUGAUCAGCUUGUUUCCGGGGUAACGCAAAUUAGCAGUAAAGUUAUUACUGGAGGACUGGAUACACUGGAGGGAAUCGGGAAGAAAACAAUGACCAUUCUACAAGAAAACGAUCCAGGAUUGCUGAACAAACGAAAACUGCUCGGUUUGCAACCUAACGAUGGUGUCGUGUUGAGUCAGGUGCUUCGCGAAGCAAAGGCCAAAACAGAGGAACGCGAGCGUAAUUUAAAACAAAUACAAAAGCAUCAAUACAAAAAGAAACUUCAUUUUGAAACCCUCUUCGAUGAUUACCAUGGGCUGGUUCAUCUUGAGGCACUUGAAAUGCUGUCGAAACAAGCAUCACUGAAACUGGAAUCCUUGAUGUCCCCCUUAACUGGGAAAGCGCUUGAGCAACUGGAAGAAACUAUGAGUGAAGUGAAGGAAUUGUGUGAACUUCCCGAUUCGGACAACGAUGACAACGACGGACUGUACACUAGCGCUGAUUUGGAAAUGAAACUUAAGGAAGCCGUAAUUGAUCUUAGUCCCAACGUUAAAAUCGAUUUUGAAGAGAUUAUUAAAAGCUGGAUAGAGUAUAAUGCUUGGAUUACCGAUACAACAACUGUCAAACGAACAGAUCAUGACAUUUUUGAAAAAGCCAUGCAUGCGCUAGCCCAAACUACGGCGCUAUGCGUACUUCGCAUGCAUAAGCUGGCAGAAAUCUUACUUAUUAGCGAACAUCACAGUACAGCGUCAGAGGCAGAUGCUGUGGUUCAGUUGACAACGGUAUUUUGUUGGCAUUUGAGUGGUGUGGCCACUCGAUUUUGCUCUGAACUUACCAAAAUGAAGCAUAAUUCUGGAGAUGAUAACGAUAGUGCGCUUGUUACAAAUAUUUUCUUGGAGGGCUCGAACAGUACAUCAUACGUACAAAAUGCGUUUCAACUGUUUAUACCCAUCUUACAACUAGGAGCUGCUUGAAUAAGGAGAAAAGAUAUCUUUUCAUCGGCGUUGGUUACAUAGUAACACGUCGUCGAAAUAUUGAUG